This is a messenger RNA of Labrus bergylta (ballan wrasse), 2529 nucleotides long. RefSeq names its product radixin-like. Gene Ontology annotation, molecular function: actin binding; cell adhesion molecule binding. Gene Ontology annotation, biological process: regulation of organelle assembly; positive regulation of protein localization to early endosome; positive regulation of early endosome to late endosome transport. NCBI's taxonomy places the organism in Eukaryota, Metazoa, Chordata, Actinopteri, Labriformes, Labridae. Gene Ontology annotation, cellular component: filopodium; adherens junction; apical part of cell. The record is from RefSeq and is a predicted model, not a curated record.
CUUGACAUCACCCCAAAUCGCCUUAUGGUUGUUAAGACUUGAACGGCUCUUUUUUCCUGCAUCUGCGGGAAUUUGUUUCGGCGAGUCAUCACAAGGUCCUGUGAUCCAGGUGUUGUUGCCGUCCUGUGACGGAUUUACCCUCUCAGCUGUCGGGCAAAAGGAAGAGGGGAAGCAAGGAUGCCAAAACCGAUCAAUGUUCGUGUGACCACCAUGGAUGCGGAGCUUGAGUUUGCCAUCCAACCAAAUACGACAGGGAAACAGCUCUUUGACCAGGUGGUGAAGACGGUGGGGCUGCGGGAGGUCUGGUUCUUUGGUCUGCAGUAUGUUGACAGUAAAGACAGCACCUGGCUCAAACUCAACAAGAAGGUGACCCAGCAGGAUGUAAAGAAAGAAAACCCUCUACAGUUCAAGUUCAGAGCCAAGUUCUUCCCCGAGGACGUCUCAGAGGAACUCAUCCAGGAGAUCACCCAGAGACUCUUCUUCCUGCAGGUGAAGGAGGCCAUUCUCAAUGAUGAGAACUACUGUCCUCCAGAGACGGCUGUUCUUCUAGCAUCAUAUGCUGUCCAGGCAAAGUAUGGAGACUACAACAAGGAUGUCCACAAACCUGGCUAUCUCACCCACGACAGACUGCUGCCUCAGAGAGUCCUUGAGCAGCACAAACUUACCAAGGAGCAGUGGGAGGACAGGAUACAGACCUGGCACGAAGAACACAGAGGAAUGCUCAGAGAGGACUCGAUGAUGGAGUACCUUAAAAUCGCUCAGGACUUGGAGAUGUACGGCGUGAACUACUUUGAGAUCAAAAACAAGAAGGGCACACAGCUGUGGCUGGGCGUCGAUGCCCUCGGCCUCAACAUCUACGAACAUGAAGACAAGUUGACACCAAAGAUCGGCUUCCCCUGGAGUGAAAUACGAAACAUCUCUUUCAACGACAAGAAGUUUGUCAUCAAACCGAUUGACAAGAAAGCACCGGACUUUGUGUUUUACGCCCCCCGACUGCGCAUCAACAAGCGGAUCUUGGCGUUGUGUAUGGGGAACCACGAGUUGUACAUGAGGAGGAGGAAGCCUGACACCAUCGAGGUGCAGCAGAUGAAGGCUCAGGCCCGGGAAGAGAAGCACCACAAACAGAUGGAGAGGGCUCAGCUGGAGAACGAGAAGAAGAAGCGAGAGUAUGCAGAGAAGGAGAAGGAGAGGAUAGAGCGUGAGAAAGAGGAGCUCAUGGACAGGCUGAGACAGAUUGAAGAGCAGACGAUGAGAGCUCAGAAAGAGCUGGAGGAACAGACUCGCAAAGCCAUGGAGCUGGAGCAGGAGAGAAAGCGGGCGAGAGAGGAAGCCGAGAGGUUGGAGAGAGACAGGCUAGCGGCCGAGGAGGCGAAGGCAGAACUGGCCAGACAGGCUGCAGACCAGCAGAAGACCCAGGAGCAACUGGCUUCAGAACUGGCUGAAUUCACAGCUAAGAUCGUUCUGCUGGAAGAAGCCAAAAAAAAGAAAGAUGAUGAAGCCUCACAAUGGCAACACAAGGCUCUGUCAGCUCAGGAGGACCUGGAGAAGACCAAGGAGGAGCUGAAGACAGCCAUGACGGUGGUGCCAGCUCCUCCGGGAGGCAACGGUGAGAACGAGCAUGACGAGCAGGAUGAGAACCAUGCAGAGGACAGCGCAGAGCUCUCCAACGAGGGAGUCAGUCAGCUCGACCUGCGCAGUGAAGAGGCGCGCGUCACUGAGGCCCAGAAGAACGAGAGGGUCAAGAAGCAGCUGCAGACAUUAAGUUCAGAGUUGGCCCAGGCGAGAGACGAAACCAAGAAGACGCAGAACGACGUGCUGCACGCCGAGAACGUGAAAGCGGGCCGAGACAAAUACAAAACCCUCCGCCAGAUCCGACAGGGCAACACGAAGCAACGCAUCGACGAGUUUGAGUCCAUGUGAGAGCAGCACCUUUUCCUCAUCUGCUCCCGAACUCUCCCGUCAGCGGAUGCUCAGUUUUCAUGGACAACAGAUGCUCGCCCCGGCAAUCCUGACAAGUCAAAAAACUGCCAAAGUCGGCAUUUCCACUCCGACAUUAACGGAGCUGCCUACGCCACUCUGAUCAACGUCUCCUAUAAUCCUGAAAAGAAACUGCUAAACCAAAAGUGAAGCAUUUUUAUUUUGAGCUAACAUGGCCAUAGAAAGCUACAUUUGUGUUAUUUUUUUUUUUUUGUUUGUAAUGCUUGAUGACUUGUAUGCAAAGGUUACGUAUGUCCUCUCUUUUUGUUUUUAAGAUGUCUUUGCUGCUUUUUCUUUGACUCGUUUUACUGAUGGCACCCUUCUUUUAAGUUGUCUGUCCAACAUUUGAAUACAGACUGGAGUUUCUUUUGGGGGGGAGAGUAGGUCAAUAUUUUCAUUUAGUGUCAAAGCUAUGUUACAUUAUAACAAAAUAUUACAAGCUAAUUAUGCUAUUUAUAUCCCUGUCUGUGAGCUGAGGUCAUUUCAAUGUAUUGGAUUCAUUUAAACAAUAACUACAGGUUAUAAUAAUAAACUCACUGCAGUAUUUCAACA